This is a messenger RNA of Megalops cyprinoides (Indo-Pacific tarpon), 2181 nucleotides long. It is a transcript of the gene npnta, whose product is annotated as nephronectin a. Gene Ontology annotation, molecular function: calcium ion binding. Bases 233 to 2053 code for a protein of 606 amino acids. The record is from RefSeq and is a predicted model, not a curated record. NCBI's taxonomy places the organism in Eukaryota, Metazoa, Chordata, Actinopteri, Elopiformes, Megalopidae. The transcript is spliced from 13 exons. Gene Ontology annotation, cellular component: membrane.
CCCAGAGGCGGCGGACUUUCUUCAGCACCUCAGAAGCGUCGUGGCUUCAUGAUCUGUUUCAAGGACACCAGCAAAUCUUUAAUGCAGCGGCGGCUGUAACGUUUCUGCGAAGCUCCGGGGCUCACUUUCGCCCUCGUCUCACUCGUUAAAUAUCUGAACGCUGUGGACUCCUUUUUGGCCAUACUGUUGGAUUUGAAGAGAGCCGUCACCGCGCGAAAAUAUUUAUCUAAACAUGGAUUUAUGGAUAAAGUUAAUGUUGUUGUGCAGUUGCUGUUUCGGAGCAAGUGCGGAGUUUGAUGGCAGGUGGCCCCGGCAGAUGGCCUCGUCCAAUGGACUGUGCCGUUACGGGGCGAGGAUCGACUGCUGCUGGGGUUGGACGCGGCGCUCCUGGGGCCACUGCCAGCCUCUCUUCGUCUUAAGGCACAGGGUAGUCGGGAUAAGGUGCCUGCCCCAAGCUGUCUGUCAGCAUGGCUGUAAACACGGCGAGUGUGUUGGGCCAAACAAGUGCAAGUGCUUCCCUGGCUACACCGGAAAGACCUGUAAUCAAGAUCUCAACGAGUGCGGACUGAAGCCACGGCCCUGCAAACACAGGUGCAUGAACACCUUCGGCAGCUACAAAUGCUACUGCCUCAAUGGCUACAUGCUGCUGCCUGACGGGACCUGCGGAAACGCCCGCACCUGUGGCAUGGCCAACUGCCAGUACGGCUGCGAGGUGAUGAAAGGCGAAGUUCGCUGCCAGUGCCCGUCGCCAGGGUUACAGCUGGCCCCCGAUGGCCGGACCUGUGUGGAUGUGGACGAGUGUGCGACGGGCAGAGCCGUGUGCCCCAGGUUCCGGAAGUGCAUCAAUACCUUCGGAAGCUACAUCUGCAAGUGCCACGAGGGAUUCAAGCUUCAGUACAUCAAUGGGAAAUACCAAUGCAUAGAUGUGAAUGAGUGCACUUCAGCACAGCACCAGUGCGGCAGCUUCUCGGUCUGCUACAACACGCCAGGCUCCUACAAGUGCAAGUGUAAGGACGGCUUCCGAGGGAUGGGCUACGACUGCAAACCCAUCCCCAAAGUGAUCAUCGACCCUCCCAGGCCAGGGAAGGAAACGCCAAACAAAAUUCCCGACUCUGACCGCAAGAGGACCACCACCAUCCGCCCGCCUGUGACACCAAAGAGGAUCAUAACCACAACCCCCACCCCCACCACUACGACCACCACCCCUGUGACCCCGCCACCACCCAGGGUCACCCCCACCCCCACCCGCAAACCAGCCGUCCCUACCCGCAAACCGGCUGUCCCCACCCGAAAACCGCCCGUCCCCACCCGCAAACCGCCCGUCCCUACCCGCCGGCCGUUUGUCCCGACCCGACGCCCCCCCACCACCACCCUAGCACCCACACCAAAGAUCCCUGUGGCCCCCACUCGGGGGCCUCCCGUCCCUGAAGUCACCACUGAGGACAACAGCAUCCAGAAGGAGGUGACGCAGAAGCAGCGGGGAGACGUUCACAUUCCCCGUAACCACGGACAGAACAACGUGUUCGGAAUUGACUUCGAUAUUGAACUGGGCAACACAGCCGAAGAAGCGAAGGAUGACUCAGAUGCAGGAUUCCUCAGCUGUACCUUUGACAAUGGCCUCUGUGGCUGGAUCAGGGACAGGGAAGGAGAUCUGCAUUGGGAAACCACUGCAGACCCAUCAGGUGGGAAGUACCUGACCAUCCCUGAGGUGGGGGACAAGAGGAGCGGGCGGGGAGCGAGACUGGUCCUCCCGUUGACCGAGCCCUGGAGCGCCGGCAACCUGUGCCUGUCCUUCCGCCACAAGCUGUCGGGCCACCACGUGGGCGUGCUGCAGGUGUUCGUGAAGAAGGGGAAGCAGUACAGCCCGGCGGUGUGGGGCAGGACAGGGGGCCACGGCUGGAGGCACACCCAGAUCACGCUGUGGGGGACGGGGCUGGAGAGUGUGAUCCUGAAGGGUGAGCGCGGGAGAGGCAGGAGCGGAGAGAUGGCGGUGGACGACAUCAGCCUGAGGAAGGGCGCCUGCUCAGAGGAGCACAACCUGAGGAGACUUUAACGCGGCGGCGGUAAAAACGGGGAAGCGAACCCUGCUCUUACCUCCCUCUUGGCUCCCUCAGGCCGAGCUCCUCCCACGAGAAACGGCCGAGGAGCGAAUCCCUGAAGAGGAAUGUCGCUUUCAACCCG